Molecule: messenger RNA, 1084 nt
Organism: Xylaria bambusicola
Lineage: Eukaryota; Fungi; Ascomycota; Sordariomycetes; Xylariales; Xylariaceae
Exons: 2
Coding region: 262-519 (85 amino acids)
Source: RefSeq, a predicted model, not a curated record
CGUGUGUAGUCAGACCAUCUAUUUCGGUGUGUUACAUAUACAUUAAAGUCGACCAAGCUGCCAUACAACAUUCGGCAUUAUUCCGUAGUAGUGGGACUUCUGAACCCAUGAUGGAUGCACUAGUCAAUCAGAGAAGCUGAGCGCUUGGGCUCUUGUUCAGGGUCAUGGGGCAUGACGGCAGAUACGAAGCCCUCCACCAAAGAUCAGCAACAGGCAAGACCCAAACCCCACAGACCAACACGAGGUUUCUAGUGCUACGUGAUGCCUUUGCUCCGGGUCCGCUCCGGACUUGGCUCUCUAUUUACACGCCUGUGGAUCAUGGCAGUUGGGGAAGAGGUUGGGGGUUUUUUUUGGUUGUCCCUGGAGAAGAGGGAGGGUCUAGAAUCUGAGUGUUGUCUUACAACCUGCUAUGAUGUGUUUACUAUGUGCUUAGCGCUUAGCGAGACAUUCUUACAUAUCAUAGGUACAGGCUGCUUUUAUCUUGCUACCCGAAAUCAAGGCGCUAAACAGUUGGGAUGAGAGAGAAAAUAGAGCUUGUGCCAUAGGUUUUAGGUAAGCACUACAUACUGUAUGUGCGAGACAUCCACGCACGCCAAUAUGCGUUGUGCAGCCCUACAUUCAUUCGUAUUUCUUCUUCCUUGUACACCCAACGUACAAGUGAGAAGCUGGGGAUCAUAGCCUGGCUCCACAGGUUAAGUAGACUAGCUGCUUAGAUGGGGUACUGUGAUGUAGUAUGAUGGUCGGUAUAUGGGCCUGGCCAUUCGUUGGGCUCCUCUAAUCGCGAUUCGCAAGGAUACAUACCAAGGUUAGGUCACAACUUUCUACAUAUCCCUGACUAUGGCCUCAAUACCUAGGCUGCGCUGCGGUGUAAAUACGAGGAAACGGGGCGGUCUGGUCUAAGACAGAACAAGACAGUCCCGUGUUGAAUAUACGGGAAGCGGAGCGAGAACAAAGAUCCGUGCUCUAUACCCUCUUUGUACAUUGCCUGCCACUCUGACUGGGUCUUGGCUGACGCUGCGCCGAUGAGCCUCGGGAAGAUGGCGUGGUGUAGCGUGGUGUAUGUUCAUAGUCUCACGUUCAACUC